CGGCAUGGUGGAAGUCAGCCACGAAGACGUGACGUACAUACGCGGCAGUGUACAGUGUACCAUGGCGUAGCUAUGGCAUAGUUAGUGGGAGAAACCGUGUAUGACCGUCCUCAGCCUGAGCCAGUCUCGUGUGAACGACCGUGAAGUGAACCUCGAAUGGUGCACGUUCAGGACCUUGAGUCCUUUUCGCGUUGCGACUCCGGAGCUUCAGGAUAACCAGCAGCUGCUGGUAGAGGACAGUGGACGAUCGCCAGUGCGCUCUUUAGUGAUCAUCCAAUUUUGCCAAAACGAAGAAGCUGACGAUUUGUUCUCGAGGAGAAAUUGAUCCAGAUUUUUCGUGAACCUUGUUCGGGAUGUGCCUUAUUCUUCAGUGUGAACAGAGUGUCGGCAAAUUUUACCGAGGUGUUUCGAAUGUGACAUCUUGUUGUUUGAACGAUAUUUAAUUUGUUGAAUAAUUUAUUAUUCAACAUUGACUUGAUUAUCAGAAGAGAAUGAUUAAUUAUUGCCUUCAAAACCGGAAUCAUCAACUUGAUAUAUUGUCGUGUUAUUCAGUACAGAAGGUACUUUAAAUUUCAAUUAAUUUAAGAAAUUCUUAUGCGACUUCAUAAUUGUGAGAUUGAAAAAUUGACUGACGCUUUCUAAAAGAAGAGAUUGUUAAAAUCUCUUUAAAUAUAGUUGUCAAACUGCCUUAAAUUUUGAACAAGUAAUUUACAAGUUUCUCUUUUCGGGAAUCAAAAGAAAGUUGCCUAAGAAAAAUUUUGACAAAAGAUAAAAGCAAUGAAAUUUUUUUAAAAAGAGAGCAAUUCAAAGCAAAUGAGCAAGAUAAAAUAAAUCUCAAUCAGUCUUGUUAAAUAGACUUCCGUCUCAUCUCAAUAUUGAGUUAAAAUCCGGCACGGCACAUUGGCCAAAAAUCUGACGUGUACACCGGUCUGAUCCGCCGCCAAGUAGGUCAACCGGCGUGUGCGAGAGUGCGAGACUGAGUAAGAGAAAAAAAGAAACAUCACAAGUGGCAGGAUAAGAAGUGGAGGAAAAGAGAGAGAGAGAGAGAGAGAGAGAGAGAGAGAGAGAGAGAGAGACAAGAGGGAAAAAGAAAGAAUGGCGUGCCGCAGGCAGCGCCCGUAAAGUCGGCUCUCCUGAUGUCCAGCGGCUCGUUGUAGACUUGUGAUCCAAAAUGGCGGAUGUCGGUAGGCACCACUGCUCGCUUCGAAUCGACGACGACCGGUCCGGGUGCGCGGAAUCCUGAAGAAGGUGUCCACGCGAUAUAUCGCGUCCUUGACAUUCGCAUCCUUUAUCUUGCUAGGAAAAGCGCAGGAUUGCGAGAACAGUCAUCAGAUGAUCAUGGCGGGUCCUAUUGGGUCGAAGGUCCUCGUGACCUUGAUGAUCCUUGCACUGUCCGGAGUUUUGGCCAUACAAAACGAUAAAACAUCCUCUCGAACAUCUCGGGAAAAUAUCGUGUUGAGUGCUAGCGCUUACACCGGCCCUGAAAAAACAUCCAGUGAGAGACAGCCGGAUGAGUCGCGGACUUUCCAAAAAACCAUGCCAGCGUUCCAAUUGGAAAGUUCGAAACACGUCAACGAUUACGACAGAGAGGAGAGCAGGAUUGUGUUCAAAGAUGCAAGUCGCGAUGAGUCUAUCGACGAACUAACGUCGUCAAAGCACGUGGCUCAUAUCGACGGUAAUAACAUCGAGGCGAAAGCCGGCGAGUACUAUCAUAGCAUAGUGCCCACCACCAGCCAGUCGAUGCCGGGGGAAGGACAAGGGGCUCCGCUGAGAGUAGAUCUCCUGUCGGAGCCCCAUCAGCUGGUUGGCGCGCCGAGGCAACGAGAACAGCAUUUACCAGUAACGGAUCAGCAGCGGCGAGGUCGUCAAGAGAUUCCGAGGAUUUAUAGCGAACACGCGCCACCGCCGAUCGUUCAAACUGCCUCAACAGGUCACAGACAAGCAAACCCCGAUAUACAGGAUAUUAUCACCGGCAUCGUCAAGUUGCUCAAUGGCAAUGUAAACGUAGCCGCGAACACCGUGAGGCCAAUGAGGCCGAUACAAGCCACGAGAAUCAACAACAGAGGACCACCGAGAAUAUCGGAUGUACCGCCGUUGCUGUCGGACUUUGACACUCCUGGCAUGAAUCCACCACCAUUGCCGACGUCGUCUCAUCCUUACCCGUUCGAAAAGCCCCCUGCACCUGACAGACCAUUGUUGCCACCGGAGAGACCCAUUAGACCCUUCAUCAGCGGAGUGCCAUUACCAGAGCAAGUUGUGCCGCCAUGGAGUUGGGACUCUUCUCAUAAUGGAAACAGACGACCGACACCAUCUUAUAAACCUUCAUUACCAUCGUUGGAUUCUUCCAUCCAUCGCGACAAAAACCUUUCAACGACGGAGAACUCGCAGUAUGAUUUAAAACCGGAAUCCGAAACGCCUCAAGAGAGCUCUACGAUAAAGAAAGAUGCCAGUCAUCAAGAAGCACUUAUCAAAAACGACGAUACUAAGAAUCACACGAGCAAUUCUAGCGUUGGCAAAGAUCGAGUUGAAUCCACAGUGACGACCAAUGAUUCAGCUAUCCAAAACGCAACGAAAAAACCCGAACCCGAAGAGUCAACAAAGAAGCAUAAUAUUAUAAUUCACAAGUAUCAUAUACCAUCGAAGGAAAACAAGAUCAACAGCGAGGAGACGUUGUUGCUCGGUCUUCCUACCGAUUUUACUUCGACGUCCUACACGAUACGACAUCCAGAGUCUUCGACAGUACCUUCGGACAGUCAAAUUAAAGUUACGAAAUCUUCGAAAAGCGAAGAGCAAGUGUCCGCGACGUCGAAGGGUGAAAAACCAAUCGAGAAGACCACCUCGACUAUCUCAAAGACUUUUUCGACUAGCACCUUGAACAUCGAGACUAGUUCGUCGGUCCAAGUGAUCGAAUCUGUGCCGACGAAAGUCAUCCUACGACCGUCCGCGACUACCGUGAAAUCAAGUAUUGAUACUAAGUUCGGUGUGAGUUUGGAGCCUAGCGCAUCAGAUAACUUUGAAUACAUGGAACCGACAGCCAGCGUAUCGACGCCGACCGAUGGUCUUCCUACAACUUACUCGAAGAAUUUGGCCACGAUAGAAAAGAACGUUCAUCCUUCGACUUCGGUAUUCACAAAAAAUACAGGAUCCACUGAACGUUAUCGCCCACGACCUGGAAUUGUUUUGGACGAUACUUUGGAUUAUACUGGAGCGCAAGGAUUGCCAAGUCAGAGACCUUAUGCACCUUCGAGACAUCCAGCCCCUGGUGAUAUUUUUGACGUAACAGUUUCGGCCAUUCAGGGACCCGGAGGAAGUUCCGGAGGGAGCAUUAGAGUGUCUUUAAACUCUGGCGGCGGUGAUGUUAUAUUAACUUCUGCAGUGGGCGGAGAAGGUUUCGUGAGUAUUGACGGCAAAAGAACAUAUAUGAAUGUGUUCGAUAACACGGAGCAAAUCGCACCCACCCAUGUACAACCGCAACCAACUCGAACUCAACCGCCGCCCGUCCUCGGUAGUGGUCUCGCCAUUCCACAACCGGAUGCUCCUGUUGCCACUUCCCGUCCGAAUGGAUCAAACCGAAGGCAGCCACCGUAUCGAAGACCUACACAGCCACCUGUCAGAAUAGAUACUUGCAUUGUGGGCGAUACGAGUACGUGCGAUGCAAGUCAACAUGAAGCUUGCGCGACCGUUCAAGGGGUAUCGGCUUGUCAUUGCAAGCCAGGAUAUGCGAGAUUGCAGCAUUCGCUUCCAUGCAAAAAGAUCGUCAGUAUUGUCGUGUCAAUUAGAGUUGACAAAUUUUACGACAAGAAGGUCGUGUGGGAUCGAGGAUUAGCUGACAAGGACUCGGAAUCUUAUCAAACCCUUGCUUAUGAGGCCAAUAGAGCUAUUGAGUCUGCCAUGUCUAUGACACCAUUUUCGGACGAGUACAUGGGAUCGCUGAUAAACAACGUUUAUCAUGGUGACGUAAGCCAAGGACAAGGCGGAGUUUUCGUGAAUACAACCCUGAAACUCAUUUACGAAGCGAGAACGAUUAGGUCAAGUUUAGCCGGUGAACUUCAAAGGCAUCUGCUAGGUGUUAUUCAUAGAAGAAAUAAUAACAUUGGAAACAGUGCCCUGUACGUGGAUAGCCCACCGGGAUCCAUAUCAAAUUUGCAAGAUCUGGAUGAAUGCGCUUCGUCGGAUCUGAACGACUGCCAUUCAUCCGCCAGUUGCACUAAUACCUUCGGCAGUUUCACGUGUUCCUGCAAUUCAGGAUUGAAGGACCCUCAUAAAAACGAUCCUAAUGAAUCUGGCAGAACGUGCCUGUCGUGUCCCUCGACCUAUUGCAAUAAUCGCGGCACUUGCUCUUAUCAGGGAGAUCAGAUGCAUUGCACGUGCACCGGCAAUUAUUACGGCGCGCAAUGCGAGGUCGACGGUGAGGUCUUGGGCGUUGCUAUAGGCGCAUCCGUGGCCGCGUUAAUAAUCAUAGUUCUAACUCUAGUCUGUCUCGUAAUGUGGAGUCGUAAAUGGUCUCGCGAGCAAAAGUCUGCGGGUUCUCCGGUAUACGGUUAUAUCCAAGGUGGAAUACCUGGUACUCUUCCAGGAACUUUAGCGAGGGUCGGUUCUGUAGGCACUCUAGCGUCCGUAAAACAAGGACCGCCGACGAAUUUGCCACCGUACAUGUGGGCUCAUUUUGGGGAGCACAUGGCUACAGCGAAUCUCUAUGCGACCGAACCAAUGGGUCCUACGCGACCGAGCUCGGCGAUGUUCGGUUAUCCACCUAUGAGCGUUCACGGAACGUUGCCUCCGGUCCCAUUACCGCGGCUUCAGGCCCCAUUACGGCCGAGACAAAGACCUCAACCAGAUCCGGAUAGCUCGGAUUCUGAACCGCAAGAUAAGGACAGAGCUGACCUAAUUCCUCAGAGCAGUGGUUUUCACGUGCCGAGGCCAAAGUCGAGAUCUUCAUUAGCGAAUCAAAGCGGUAUCUACAAUGACGUGGAGUACGAUCAGGGUGACGUUCAUCAUUUAUCAAAGAACAAUAUCCCAAUGUCCACCUACAGACCGUACUACCGAACGUGAAAUUCACAUCGCGAGAAGUACAUUCGUGCGUAUCUGUCACGGGACGGUACUAAAUAACCUAUCGCGAAUUUAUCGUCUAAAGUGCUCAAUAAAUAGUGCAUUAGGACACGUGUGGUGUGAUGUUGCUACAGCUUCCGCUGGUGUGAAGUAAUCCCGCGGUAGAAGCUGCGAGUCGUCUGAGCAAACGUACCGAACACAUAUGGAAGAUUUGCACACACGAAGUGGUAGUGAGCCUAUAUCUAUCUGCCUGUAUUAAGCGGAUUAGAUAUUGCUCGCUCGUGUUCUUGUAGUCACGCGAUAUCGUAUUUGCGAUAGAUCGAUUAAUUCUUAGCGUGAUACGCAGAUAUUUAUUAUUCAGUUAUGUUAUUUGAAUUUAGAUAUUUUGCAAAAUUCAAAAGUUCACUUAUGUUAGAUAGUUUUAUUGCGAAAAACUUAUAUGCAACGACUGCAUAUAUUUGAUUAUUUUUAACUAACUCGUUAUCACUGUUAGCUCAAUACUCAGUAAAGGUUAAUUUACAAUAUGCGUUUUGCUUCUUGUUUUUAACUUUUUGCAAAUUACUUUUUUGCCCCUUCACGCAUUAUUUUAUCAACAAUCGUGUUUCUCGUAUCUUUCGGAGCUCGUUAACUUUUAUCUCGCCAAGUUCAAACAGUGCGCGAAAAGGCAAGAAGACGAUAGAUUAAAAGUAAUUUAAAAGUAAGAAACAAGGUAAGAGAAAAGUACAUUGUAAAUUAAUCUUAAAAAUAAUUUAUAAGAGCAAAUAUAUCGACUGUUUACGAUUAGUUAUAAUUGUUAAGUAGAAACUAACUGUUGCGUUAUGAAUAUUAAUUUAGUACAGAAGAAUUUAAUUUUUAUGUUAAAUUACUUUAAGAAUUUUUUUAAGAUUAUAAUUGUAUUAAUAUAAUUACGAUUUAUUUAUUAAAAUCUUUUUGAAAAAGGUACACUGAGAUCUAAGGGCAGUAAAUAAUUAUUUUCUUACGCAUCAUGAGAUAUUAGUAUUUUGAUUCAUUAAGCACUCAUUGUAAUUAUUGUAUUGUAAUUAUGUUUU
Messenger RNA from Solenopsis invicta (red fire ant), 6098 nucleotides. RefSeq lists its product as uncharacterized. The record is from RefSeq and is a predicted model, not a curated record. NCBI's taxonomy places the organism in Eukaryota, Metazoa, Arthropoda, Insecta, Hymenoptera, Formicidae. The transcript has 16 exons. Gene Ontology annotation, molecular function: calcium ion binding. Bases 1333 to 5052 code for a protein of 1239 amino acids.